This is a messenger RNA of Dermacentor andersoni, 2865 nucleotides long. It is a transcript of the gene Aldh-III, whose product is annotated as Aldehyde dehydrogenase type III. The record is from RefSeq and is a predicted model, not a curated record. Gene Ontology annotation, molecular function: aldehyde dehydrogenase (NAD+) activity. Lineage: Eukaryota; Metazoa; Arthropoda; Arachnida; Ixodida; Ixodidae. Gene Ontology annotation, cellular component: cytoplasm. Gene Ontology annotation, biological process: aldehyde metabolic process.
AAUGCAGCACGUGCCAUGGAAUGCGGGCGGACCCGUCGAGUUGGUAGCAAACUCUAUUUAGCUGCCGGCCUUGGUGGAAGUGACGAGAUGUCGAGCAGCUACUCCAAGCGCGUGGACGAGCUGCGGCGGUCCUUCAAGCUUGGUAAAACACGGCCUACCAGCUAUCGCGUCGAGCAACUCAAGGCCAUGGACCGAUUUCUCGCCGACUACCAUGACCGUUUUGUAGACGCCCUCAAGGAAGACCUGAACAAGAACAAGUUCGAGAGCAUUCUCUUCGAGAUCCAAUACACCCGCAAUGAAAUAAAGGGUACCAUCAUGGAGUUGGACAAGUGGGUCAAGCCAGAAAAGGCACCCAAGAAUAUCAUGCUGCUGAUGGACCAGGCACUGAUCCACAGUGAGCCGUUCGGAGUGGCCCUGGUGAUAGGUGCCUGGAACUACCCGUUGCAGCUGACGCUGUGCCCCCUCAUCGGGGCCAUUGCAGCUGGCAACUGUGCCGUGAUCAAGCCGUCCGAGCAGGCACCGGCCACAGCCAAGCUUCUUCUGGAAAUGGUGCCCAAGUACCUGGACCCCGAGUGCUUUGCUGUCAUUGUUGGGGGCCCCAAGGAGUCUGCUGAGCUUCUAACCGAGAAGUUUGACUACAUCUUCUACACGGGCUCCACUAAUGUGGGCAAGCUCAUCUAUGCUGCCGCCCAGAAGCACCUCACACCAGUUACCCUUGAGCUGGGUGGAAAAAGCCCCGUGUAUGUGGAUGCUGCCGUGAACCUGGAGGUGGCCUGCCGCCGCCUCAUGUGGGGCAAGUAUGUCAAUGCGGGCCAGACAUGCAUAGCACCCGACUACGUGCUCUGCCACACAGCCGUGUAUGCCCAGUUUGUGGACACGUGCAAGAAGGUCAUCACGGAGUUCUACUCGGAGCAUCCCAAGGAUAGUGCCGACCUGGGUCGCAUUGUCAACACCAACCACUGCCGAAGGAUAGCCAAGCUGCUGGAGGGACUGCCCAUCGCAUUUGGCGGGGACGUGGACGUGGACAGCAAGUACGUGGCACCUACCCUGGUCACCGAGGUCAAGGUCACCGACCCUGUCAUGCAGGAGGAGAUCUUUGGUCCAGUGCUGCCAAUCCUGAGGGUGAACAGUGCAGACGAAGCAAUUGAGUUCAUCAAUGAGAGGGAGAAGCCACUGACGCUGUAUGUGUUCUCAUCACAGCAGAAGGUCAUUGACCGUUUCAUGUAUGAAACCACAAGUGGCAGCAUUUGUGCCAAUGACACCUUGGUUCAUCUGUCUGUGGACACGCUGCCCUUUGGUGGAGUGGGCCAGAGUGGCAUGGGUCGCUACCAUGGCAAGUACUCCUUCGACACCUUCUCCAACAAAAAGGCAGUGCUGGUGCGGUCAUUCAACCCCAUCGGAGAGGCAUUUGGCCGAAAGCGGUACCCACCGCUGGAUGACUUCAAGAUUGCCUACUUCCGGCAGCUGCUGCUGAAGCGAGGAUCUCUCCUGGGCACAGGACUGCUUGGCUGUGCCCCCUACCUGUGCGUGUUUGUGCUGGGUGUCGCCUCGGCCUUCCUUCUCCGAUAUCUGUUCCACGAUGGCAGCAAGCUGCCGCAGAGGCGCGACUGACCCCCAAGUGCACUUUGAGCACAACCAGUGUAUGCAAGAUGCUGGGCACAGAGAUUUAAAAGCAAUCCAGUGGGAACCAAGGAUUAAUGCCACAUUCCUGCAGCAUCGCCACGUGGAGAGAUGAUUUUUGUUCCACUCAGGCCCCGUUUCCUUUUUCUUCUUUGUAAACUAAAUAGCUUCAGUUGCUCUUCUGCGUAAGAGGGAAGAAAGCACCUGGCAGAAAAAAGUUAAGCACUUUAGGCAGGCAUGCAGAGCAACACCAGACACACUACUGCUGUCACUGUAGCCAUGCCUCUAUUACUCCCAUUUGAGUCACAGAAUCAAGUCUCCAGCAUUUUUUACAAAGCCACCUACCGAGCGACAUGAAACGGCUAGCCAGAUGGCCAAGCAUUGCGCCUACCAUGUGAAGCACUGCACCAACAUGGUUUCAGGCAAUAGUUCUCAUGGUCUAAAGGGAAGGCAAACCUUGAGUUGGCCUGGUACCCACAAUGUUUGUAUUAUGCUAAGAAAUGACAAUGUUCCAGUACUUGCCGAGUCUCCUGCAUGUGCUCCUGUGGACGGGGCUGUGCCAGUGAGCUAGUGUACUGCUGGGCCACCUGUUUCAAGGCAACAGUCCACGCACUCCCACUAAUUAAGCUGACUGACCAGGAGUUGUGACACAGCACGAGUUAUUUAGAAAACUGCACUUUUAAGUUGAGAAGCAACAUAAAAAAAAUUAUCCUUAUUAUUGAGGCUCAACGCACUUUACCAGUUAUAAGUAGGAUGUGUGACGUCGCAGCAGCUGGUGGCAUUAAUGUUGUUCUAUGUUUGCAUCAUCUUGUGAAAGUGCUGUUAUCAUUAAAAGUGCAAUUCGCCUUAAAGAAUCCUUGGAAAAGCAGCAGCUUUGCUGCAGCAAUAAAAUGUGCUCCCAGCCAAUGCUGCCAUGCCUUUAUAGUCUCAUAUGCUCUGCACCUGUGCAGACUGCUUACUCUGGAAAGAAUGCAUUGAGUGCAGACAAAAUGGUGCAAGACAGCAGUGGCCUUCUGCUGUGAGCUGGUCACUGGGUCCAAUAGGUCGUUGAGUGCAGAUGAAACGAUGCAAGACAGAAAUGACCCUCUGCUGUGAGCUGGUCACAGGGUCCAAUAGGUAUCACACACAAACGUCUAUACAGCAUAGAGACAUGAAACAAGCUAAGAAACUACUUUGCUAUGCGUUUGAAACUCAUUAUUGUAUGCAUCUGCUUCCUUGAUAAAAUAAAGCUCCAACAACUCUUGA